Messenger RNA from Closterium sp. Naga37s-1, 726 nucleotides. Lineage: Eukaryota; Viridiplantae; Streptophyta; Zygnematophyceae; Desmidiales; Closteriaceae. The record is from the annotation of a GenBank genome assembly.
AUGUACUCGUACCACUUGGUAUUAGAAUGCCUGAUUCCAUCAUACAACUCAGUCAGUGAUAAAAGCAUCAUUCUUGCCGAAAAUGGGCUUGCCAAGCCUGCAGGUGAUGAGGUUGCCGAUGUGGCUCAUGCCGCUUCCUCCCCUCUUUCCGGAUCCUCCCCAACAGCCCCCCCUUCUCUCCCUAUGGACUUAACUACAUCCUCUGUGAUCGGUCACGAGCGGUUGAGAACGGUGGGGGGGAGGCAGUGGGCGGUGCAUCACUGGCAGCAGGUGCAGGUGCAGCUGGUGGCGGCAGAGGAGGGGGCGGAACUGCGCAUGCCACUGCUGCUGCUCGACAAACACACCCUCGCCUCCUCCCCCCACUCGCUCUCCCUCUCCACCAGCGACACUGCUGCUCCUGAUGAUGAUGCUUCUGCUGCCCAGCCCCUUUCUGUUUCCUCCCCACCGCCCUUCCCCUUCGCUGCAGUGGAAAGUGAACUGGUUGCUGCCGCAGCCGCAGCUGGGGCUGCUGGGGUUUCUGGGGAGCCUGGGGGGGAGACUGCUGGGGUUGCUGAGGGGGCUGAAGGUGACGGGGUUGCUGCUGCUUCUGGUGCUGCAGGGGGUUUGAAAGAGGCUGGAGGCCCAGGUGGUGAGUCAGAACUGGCAAUGUUCCUUAAGGGGAGAGAGGGAGGGGAUGAGGGGAGGAAAAGAGGAAUGCGGACUAGUGCUGAGAAAAUGGGAAGUUGA